Solanum tuberosum (potato) is the source of this 2349-nucleotide messenger RNA. RefSeq lists its product as uncharacterized. Gene Ontology annotation, biological process: DNA integration. Gene Ontology annotation, molecular function: zinc ion binding; nucleic acid binding. The coding region runs from base 1 to 2349 and encodes 782 amino acids. The record is from RefSeq and is a predicted model, not a curated record. NCBI's taxonomy places the organism in Eukaryota, Viridiplantae, Streptophyta, Magnoliopsida, Solanales, Solanaceae. The transcript is spliced from 3 exons.
AUGCCUGAUUCUGUAGUCUCUACUGGAACGACAACUGGUAGUACUAACACUACUCCUGGAAUUGAUUUCAAUCACCCCUAUUUCCUCACAAACUCAGAUGCACCGGGUAUGACCCUCGUUAAUGGUAUCUUUGAUAGCAAAGGAUACCAGGCAUGGAAGAGAUCUGCAUUCAUUGCCCUUUCAGCAAAGAACAAGCUGGGUUUCAUUACAGGGGAUCAGCCUGCACCAGCUGUUGGUUCUUCAGAUCUGCAUCUAUGGAGCAGAUGUAAUGACAUGGUUACUUCAUGGUUGCUCAACUCUCUCUCCAGGGAAAUUGCUGAUAGUGUGAUUUACUCCAGAUCUGCUAGAGAACUUUGGCUCAGCUUGGAGCAUCGAUUUGGUCAGUCAAAUGGUGCUAAACUCUUUCACCUGCAAAAGGAAUUAAGCAGGUUAGUUCAGGGAAACAAUAACAUAGCAGGAUAUUUCACUAAUCUUAAAAGACUCUGGGAUGAACUAGACUCUUUAAAUUCAAACAUCAAAUGUUCAUGUGUGUGUGUCUGUCAAGGAAAACAUAAAAUGGAGAAAUCUAUGGAGGAUGAAAAGCUUAUUCACUUCCUUAUGGGGCUCAAUGACACUUAUGCUCAGGCUAGAGGAAACAUCUUAAUGAUGAAUCCACUUCCUGACAUCAACAUUGCAUACUCCUUGAUCUUGCAAGAUGAAAAUCAGAGGGAGACUUACAUGAGUCCUUUUAUGCCCUCUGAUUCAUCAUCUUUCAUGGUGAAUAGUAACAUGAAUCAGCAUAGAGGAAGGCAGCCUCAACAAUUCACUGGUAACACAUUCAGAUCUGGAAAUACAUAUCCUAGAAAUGACAACUCACAAGGCUCACAGAAACCUCAAAAACAGUUUCAGAAAUUCAAAGGAAAAAAAGGAAAAUAUGAUCCUAAUGCAAACUGCACCCACUGUGGAAAGAAUGGACACUUGAAGUUGAACUGUUAUAGAUUGAUUGGGUUUCCAGAAGACUUUCAGUUUACAAAUGAAAAGGGAAGUCAUGGUCAAAUAAGAGGAAAUGCAGUGGUCAACAUGGAAGAGGCAGAAGUUGGAUCCACUACUCAUGCUAUCAAUCAACAUUUCACUCAGGAACAAAUCAAUUUUCUGUUUCAAAAUGGGAAAGAGCUACUUCAAGCUUUCACACAGAUGAAGGUGGAAGAUAAGACCAACUUCUCAAAUGCUUCUGAGAUCAAUGCAAAUGUUGUAGCUGGUACACUAAUGAAGUAUUUUGGUUCCUGUUUCUCUGUUUUCAAUUCAAAUACAUGGAUUGUAGACUCGGGUGCUUCAGAACAUACGUGUUUUAAUCCUGAUUCUUUCUUAUCUAUGUCCCCCCUUACAGUUCCUCUAAACAUCAAUCUUUCUAAUUCAGAAUCUAUCAAUGUUACUCAUACUAGUGUUGGCCUUUCCAUGAAGAAUCCUCAAGUUUUUGGUAAGGCUAAGGAGGGUCUCUACUUGCUUCAGCCAAAUCCUAAGAAGUCUAUUCUUCAGUCAACUGAUUCCCAAUCUGUUUCUUUUCCUUUUUCUGUUUGUUCUAGUGCACUUUCUGAUUUUGAUGCAAAGGUAAAGAUAGUGAGAUCAGAUAAUGCUCUUGAGCUAGGGAAAAGUGAAGCAGGUCUCUGUUUCUUCAACUCCCUUGGCAUAAUUCAUCAGACCUCUUGUGUUGCUUCCCCUCAACAAAAUGGUAUUGUUGAAAGGAAGCACAUACAUCUACUUGAGACUGCCAGGGCACUUAUGUUUCAAUCAAAAGUUCCUAUGAUUUAUUGGGGAGAGUGUAUCUUAACAGCUACUUUUCUUAUUAACAGGUUCCCAUCCAAAGUUCUUGAUGGCAAGACACCUUUUGAAUUGAUUUUUGGGGAAACCCCUUCUUAUCAUUUCUUAAGACAUUUUGGUUGCUUAUGUUAUGCUAAUACUUUGAGUCAGGGGAGAGGUAAGUUUGACUCAAGGGCCAGAAGUUGUGCACUUCUGGGCUAUCCUAUAAAUCAGAAAGGUUACAAGUUAUUGGACUUGCAUACUAAAAAGAUUUUCAUCUCUAGAGAUGUGCAUUUUGUUGAGCAUAUCUUUCCUUUUGCUACUGCACAGUACGUUCCUCCUAUUUUUUCAAAACAUCUUAUUGAUUCUGAUUUUUUUUCUUCUCCAUCUACUCCUCAGACUUCUACCUCUCCUAUUUUUCCUUCUUUGGAUCCAAUUUUGGUAUCCUCUCCUCCUUCUAACCUAUCUGAACCUGCUGUGGCUUCUCCCACCCCUGUUCCUCCUCUCAGAAGGUCCUCUAGGUCUAUAUUAGGGAAAACUCCUUCUCAUCUGCAAUCUUAUAACUCUUACUGA